This is a messenger RNA of Phoenix dactylifera (date palm), 1564 nucleotides long. RefSeq lists its product as uncharacterized. The record is from RefSeq and is a predicted model, not a curated record. Lineage: Eukaryota; Viridiplantae; Streptophyta; Magnoliopsida; Arecales; Arecaceae.
UCAUCCGUCUCCACGCGUGUCGAGUGUCUAUACUGACAUCUAGCGUUCUCUUUCAGGCUGCGUUUACUCCUUUAUCUUGUCAAGUCUGGAACCAGAAGGAGCUAGCCACCAGAAAAGAAAACCAACCUGCCCAUGAAAGAAGGAAGCGGAGGGGAGUCCUCAUGGACAUCCAAGAUGAAGAAGGGAGGGAUUUCAUUUGUGACCUCACUUCAGGAAGGUUGGAGAUACAUGAAGGCUACUCUCAUAGGCCAGGUGAAGAAACUGACAGCCAAAAAUGAGAAGGAAGCUAGUGAAGCAGACCUGCAGGCAGCUAAGAUGCAGGUGGAAGCAGCAGAUGAAGCCGAGAACCAGAAAAAAGCAGCCGGACAUGUAGCAUAGAGUGUCUUUCCUUGGACACACCUAUAUAUGUUUAAUACGUUGCUUUUCCUAAAUGUAGGCACUCUUAUGCAUGCUAUGCUGCGACUUUUGAAUCAAAUAUAGAUGAUGAUAUGCACGCAAUAGCUUUCUCAUAUCAUCACCUCAGAUGUAAUUUUUUCUGCUCACAGUCAAAGGGGGGAAAUCCUAAUAUUUCAUAAGCAAGUUGACCAUUCUGAAGAAAACGAGAAAAAUAUGAUAGCGUAGCCAAUACAAGUAGUUGAAUACAUCAUGAAUCUUAAUAUUCUGGAUUAAAGAAGAAGAAGAGGUUUUGUGACACCAAAAGUGUCUCCAGAUCAGGAAUCUUUUUUGAUCUGAUCGAGUCGUGACUUACUAAUCACCUGUGCAGCAGCAUUGGUGGCAUAGGGUGCAUAAUAUUUGGUUCAGAUCAGAUUAUCAGCCACCUUUAUUUGCACCGAGCUGCUGUUUGCAAGCCAAACGGAUACGGAUUCAAAUGAGCAUACUGGCUUGCAAACGAGUUUAGUAUAAUGUCCUUGAUCUAAGCAAGAAAGUAGGCCUGCAGAUGGGCUUGGAAGGGUUGUGCCAAGGUUCAUGAAUCUGAUCUGAUUCAUUUGGCAAUAGAUUGACAACUGAAAAAUGCCUGUGUUUCAUGCUAGGCAUCCGGUGAGCAUGAUUGGAUGGCCCUCAAAAGCUUGGACAUAGUAUGAGAAAUUAGCAACAACCACAGUCCUCAAUCAAAACUUAGUGCCGAGUUUUUUAGCAAGAUAGUAAUGGAUUAUUCUAUUUGAUCAGAGUAUGACUAAUCAGACUGAAAACCUUCUUUUGCUACUCUUAACAUAAAAUCAACCCACUGUAAACUGGCAUCAACUUACCAGCAAAGAUAAUUUGGGCAUAUGACAGAUCUACUGUAGAAACCCAGGGAAAGCUUGUGCUAUAGACAGGGUAGUUUAAGUCCGCACAACCAGAGGAUACAACCGCCAAGACUGUUCUAGGUUGGAAACAGUAGAUGAAAAUUUGCCAUAAUAGUGUCUUUUCUCGAAUGAAGCAUUUCCUGUAAGAUAAAUCGCCUCUAGAGGCAGCAAACGCACAAGUUCGAUACAACUCGAAGAGGUUUAUUAAUAGAAAUAAGACACUACCUCAUUAAUCUUCUAUCCAUAAGCAUGGCUUCCCAAAAGAAAAAAAAAAAAAA